UCCUUUCCUCAAUGACCUUAAAGAGUUGAAAGAUUUGAUCCUAUCUGUCCACUUUUUUACGAAACAUAAUCUUAUAAAUAUCGGUGCCUGACAAAAUAAAACACAAUCUUAAAACCUUUUCUCUCCCUUUACACUCACUCCUCUUCUGACCUCAAUUUAACAUUUUGCUGUUCAAAAAUGGAUGAGAAUUCUUUGAUCAUUAUAGCUAGUACUGUUAUAAUGGUACUAGCAAUAGCGAAAUUUCUAGCUUUAAGAAAAUCAUAUCCUACUGGAACGGAAUGGCCGGCAGGUCCAAAAACGCUACCUCUAAUUGGAAACCUUCACCAAUUAUGGGGAGAUCUCUUUCAUGUUGUUUUGGCAAACUUAGCCAAAGUUCAUGGAGGUGUUUUUACAAUAUGGUUAGGAAGUUGGAAUCCAGUAAUCAUCGUAAGCGACGUCAACAGUGCUCGAGAAGUUCUUCUUACUAAAUCUUCUGAUUAUUCAUCUAGAAAUUAUCCUGAAUAUCUUACAGUCCUUUCGGAAGGUAAUGACAGUAUUAAUGGUUCUGAUUGCGGUCCAUUUUGGCAUAAUUUAAGGAAAGGUCUUACUAGUGGUGCAUUAAAUCCUCUUAAUGUUACAUCUCAGUCUCAUUUACAAGAAAGCGACAUGCAAAAUCUUAUCAGAUCCUUGCAAGAAAAUGCGUCACGGGAGAAGGGGAUUUUAAAACCUCUUGAUUAUGUUAAGAAAGAGGCUAUUCGAUUACUAAAUCGACUUAUAUUCGGUCAAGAUUUCUCCAAUGAUGAGGAUUUUAUUGUCGGUAUCCAUCACACCGUCCAUCAUUUGAUAAGCAUAGGUGGGUUCGCAAAUCUAGCUGACGCAUUUAAGAUUGGCGAAUACGUACCGAGGCAUAGAAGAUACAUUCGCGGGCUUAAUGAUGUAGGUGAACAGGCUGCAAAAUUGAUUCUUCCACAUAUCGCAGCUAAACCUCCUACGAACAGUUACUUACAUUUUCUUAAGUCUCAAGAUUUUAGUGAAGAUGUUAUUGUCUCUCUUAUUCUUGAAGUUUAUGGUUUCGCAACAGACAGUAUUGCAUCAACAAUAGUUUGGGCACUCACAUAUUUGGUACGGGAACCAAAAAUUCAAGAAAAGCUGUACCGCGAGAUCAAGGACGUUACUGGUGGGACUAGACCAGUAAAAAUUGCAGAUUUGAACAAAAUGUCGUAUUUGAAAGCUGUGAUGAAGGAAACGAUAAGGAUGAAACCCCUUGGACCAAUGGCAAUUGCUCAUAAAGCAACGAAAAACACUUCAUUAAUGGGGAGGAAAAUCGCUAAGGAUACACCAGUGAUGGUUAAUAUUUACGCUAUUCAACACAACUCUGAAGUUUUUCCGGAGCCAUAUAAGUUCAUCCCAGAGAGAUUCUUAAAUGAUGUGAAUAGUGAUGGAAGUUUGGGUGAUAUAGAAACAAUGGAACGUUCAUAUUUAGCAUUUGGCGCUGGUAUGAGACUUUGUGCAGGUAUGGAUAUAGCUAAACUUAGUAUAUCAUUUGGUAUUGCGAGUUUGGUUAAUGAGUUUAAAUGGGAUUGUGUUUCGGAUGGAAAAUCGCCUGAUGUUGAUGAAGAUCUUAGUUUGAUUCUCUUAAUUAAAAACCCACUUGAAGCGAGAAUUACUCCCCGAGUUUAUUAAUCAUCAUAUUGAUCUUUUGAUUAAUCAACCAAGUUUCAAGUACGUUCUUCUAGUACCAAGAAGUUUCGGGUUCAAUCCUAUUUUGGUUACUAAAGUUACGUGGGCUUUGCUGUCAACAAGCAUCUUCAAUUAUUAUUUUCUAUGUAAGAUGUUUAUUUCACGUAUUCUGUAUUCUGGUAAUAAAUCUUUAUUAGCAUCGUGUUGUACUUCCAUUCUCUUAAUAAAACUUUGAUGCACAAUGCUUUUGCUUUUUA
Molecule: messenger RNA, 1916 nt
Organism: Papaver somniferum (opium poppy)
Lineage: Eukaryota; Viridiplantae; Streptophyta; Magnoliopsida; Ranunculales; Papaveraceae
Product: cheilanthifoline synthase-like
Exons: 1
Coding region: 178-1662 (494 amino acids)
Molecular function (GO): monooxygenase activity; oxidoreductase activity, acting on paired donors, with incorporation or reduction of molecular oxygen; heme binding
Source: RefSeq, a predicted model, not a curated record